Dalotia coriaria is the source of this 2217-nucleotide messenger RNA. RefSeq names its product cullin-4B-like. NCBI's taxonomy places the organism in Eukaryota, Metazoa, Arthropoda, Insecta, Coleoptera, Staphylinidae. Gene Ontology annotation, molecular function: ubiquitin protein ligase binding. The transcript has a single exon. Gene Ontology annotation, cellular component: Cul4-RING E3 ubiquitin ligase complex. The record is from RefSeq and is a predicted model, not a curated record. Bases 1 to 2217 code for a protein of 738 amino acids. Gene Ontology annotation, biological process: ubiquitin-dependent protein catabolic process; protein ubiquitination; DNA damage response.
AUGGAGCGCGGCGUAGUUGAAAUCACGCUUCCUUCGUUGAAGAUUGGUGACCGCUACGGUGAACAAUACAUCCAGAAUAAUCAAGAGAAAUUAAACGUGGAUUUUUGUAAUAUUUUGUGUGGUAAUCCAGGGGUGCUUUCCUACGCAGAGCAGUACAACAUUGUCGAAAAUCUGUGUUUUCUUCAUCAAGAUGCCACACUACGUCAUAAACAAGAAAACCUCGUUGAGAAAUACCUUUGUGAUCAAGUAUUUGAACUGGACCAGUUAACUGAAGUUGAAUUCCUGUCACAUCUCUGUGCAUUUUGGUUCAAUUUUAAAAAUAAAGUUAGUUUGAUUAACAACAUCUAUCUACCGCUGAAAACCGCAACGACGAAAGAUCAACGCAUAAGGUAUGACUUCAAUCAAAUGGCGUUCAAAAGCUUCAACAUUUACGUACUUCAAGAUAUACGUUUACAUUCAAAACUAUCAUAUAUUUUUGAAAUGAUUGAUCAACACCGAAAUGAAACACAAAUUGAUGUUCAACUGCUGGAAGAUAUAGUCGCCAUGUUGACUACUAUGGGUCUCUACGAGUCUUAUUUUGAGGUUAAAUAUUUUGUAUGCUUGCAUAACUACUAUCGUCAGGAGCGUGAUAUUCUCUUAAAUGGUCCAAUUAUGGAUUAUUUUAUGAAACUACAAGAAAGAUUAACGCAGGAGAAUAAUAUGGUUGAAAAUAUUUUCAAAAAUCAAUCUGGAGAUAAAGUAUUAGCCGCCAUGAAGGUGAUUUUUGUUGAUGAAGUUCUACCAGUGUUGAUCAAACAACUAGCUGAUUGGGAUAUUUUUAAUGCCGGUACAAUUGAGGACAUUGCAGUCGUUUAUGAACAGUUAAAAUAUCAUCCCAAAGCGAAUGAAGAUCUGUGUAAAGUAUUCUCAAAGUUUAUAGUCACCAAAGGAAGGAAUAUUCUUUUCGACGCAAAGAAUGAAAAUAACAUGAUUGCAACCCUCCUUACAUUUAAAGAACGUGUUGAUGGGAUAGUGGAGACUUCCCUGGCACAUUCCUACAUGUACGUGGAUGCUGUAAGAAUUGCAUUUAAAAAGUUCAUUAAUCAACGAAAAUAUAAACCUGCGCAAUUAUUGGCAAAGUUUAUCGAUGGAAAAAUGCGAGAUAAAUUAAUCCCUGAACAUUUGUUUGGACGAAUUAUUGUUUUAUUUAGAUAUAUUCAAGCGAAAGAUAUUUUUGAAGCGUACUACAAGAGAUAUCUAGCUAAGAGGUUAUUACUGGGUAAGUCAUCAUCGCAAGAUGCGGAAAAAACUAUGAUUAGCAAAUUGAAAUUCGAGUGUGGUGAUGGAUUUACCCUAAAAUUGGAAGGUAUGUUCAGGGAUAUUGAUUUGAGUGAUGGAUUGAUACAAGCCUUCAAGCAACGCGGUUGUAGAUCAAACGAUACUAUUGAUUUUUCUGCUCAGAUACUAACGUGUAGUUUUUGGCCGACUUUUAGUAAGUUUCAAAUGUCGCUUCCCGAGUCUAUGCAGUACUAUCACAAUAUUUAUCAGGAGUUUUACAAGGGUAGAUAUUCAGGCAGAUCGCUGGAGUGGACGGGAAGUUUGGAUACGUGUCUUCUUAAAGCUAAUUUUAUUGCGGGCGCAAAAUUACUGCAAGUUUCCCUAUUUCAAGCUGGAGUUUUACUUUUGUUUAAUGACUCACCGUAUAUUGGAUAUAAUGAUAUUGCAGAUUCUUUAAAUAUGGAAAAUUUUGAAUUGCGUCGUACUUUAUCUUCUUUGGUGACUGGUAGAGUUAAAAUUUUGAAGCUUUUGAGGGCUUCGAUUCCUGGUGAGGAAACGGAUGAUAAUAUACAAGAGACUGAAGGUACAUCGCAGACUGGCUCCGUUGAAGUUUUAUGCGACUUUAAAGAUGAUGAUAUUUUUGAAAUCAAUGAUGAGCUUCAGCAUAAACAGUUUCGCAUUAAAUUGAACCAACUGCAGUAUAAAGACACUGAAGAAGAGCAGAAAAUAACGGAAGAUGAAGUUUUUCUUGAUAGAAAUUUACAGAUUGAUGCAGCUGUUGUGAGAUUGAUGAAACAACACAGAGAAUUACAACAUACUGAUUUACUAACGAAAAUGUUUGGUGUGCUUAAGUUUCCAGUGAAGCCUUAUGAUAUUAAGAAAAGGAUUGAGAUUCUUAUUGAAAGAGAUUUUAUAAGAAGAGAUGCUAAUGAUUCUUUUGCAUAUUCGUAUAUUGCUUGA